Molecule: messenger RNA, 3014 nt
Organism: Notothenia coriiceps (black rockcod)
Lineage: Eukaryota; Metazoa; Chordata; Actinopteri; Perciformes; Nototheniidae
Gene: entpd1
Product: ectonucleoside triphosphate diphosphohydrolase 1
Exons: 9
Coding region: 701-2371 (556 amino acids)
Biological process (GO): nucleoside diphosphate catabolic process
Cellular component (GO): plasma membrane
Molecular function (GO): UDP phosphatase activity; ribonucleoside triphosphate phosphatase activity; GDP phosphatase activity
Source: RefSeq, a predicted model, not a curated record
UGUGUGUGUGUGUGUGUGUGUGUGUGUGUGUGUGUGUGUGUGUGUGUGUGUGUGUGUGUUCUAUGUCCUUAGGAAAUGUGUACAGUACCUCAGCCAGAUCACUUUGCCAGCUGUGAUGUGGAUCUAGAUAUUGUCUGACAUUUAACUUACCUUAGUUAUCUCACUCUAGCAUUUCAAAUAGCCUUGCAAAUAUGGACAGUCAGUUACACCCUUUGUUCCUCCUUUAUAAACUGUGGAUAUUAAGUGUUUAAGCACAUAUAAACUACAAUAGCAUCCGGGUGUAUGUGUUAUUAAAAUCCUUUUAGUAAAUACUGGAAACCCAAUGAGUGCUUAGGAAAGAAGGGAAACAAAAGAAAGUAUAAGCAGACACAGCGAUCAAAUAUACUAAAAGAAUAACUAUAAUAUAAGGAGGUUGAUACUAUUAAUUAUUGCUUGCUAACAGUGUCUCGUUGCUGAUGUGUUGUUUAAUCAUAACAGGUCAUCAUUUUUUGAUUGUCGCCAAUUGUUCUCCUGUUUUGUAUAAACACUAUUCCACAAUAAAGGGGUUUCCUUUGAAACCUUUUCCAAAGAGGAAAUCUUGUUGAUCUUUCAGCAUUAGCUGCACACUUUGGCAUACGACCAUUUCAAGUACAUCGUGGCAUGACUUCAAGCAUACCAAAACAAAAAUGCAUCUGUAGUCCUGGGUAACAAAACAACUCAAAUGAAAGACUUUCGCAAACCCCCCGGUCAGACCUUUUCUCAUACAGAGAAACAUCACUCACAUCUGGAUGCAAGAUUGGCUAACCCCCCGUUCCUCUUUCCAAUGUUUCCCCAUCUUUUCCUCUCCGGCAACCCUCUCGCUUCCCCUUCCUGUCCGUCUGUCUGUCUGUCUGUCUCUCCGCCCCCGCUCUCAGAGAUGAAAGAGAAGAACCCCUGGCAAACGCCUGUGACCAUCAUCAUCACCGUGAUUGGUGUCAUAGCAAUUGUUGCCUUGGUGACAGUAGCAGUUUUGCAGAACAAGCCCCUCCCCCAAAAGUACAAGUAUGGGAUCGUGCUGGACGCCGGCUCCUCCCACACUGCUCUGUAUAUCUACGAGUGGCCAGCUGAGAAGGAUAACAACACGGGAAGAGUUGAACAGAAACAUUCCUGCAAGGUCAAAGGUCCAGGUAUCUCCAGCUAUGCGUCUGCUCCAGUAAAGGCGGGAGAGUCUCUGAGAGUAUGCAUGGAGGAGGCCAAGCAGUGGGUGCCCGGAAAAAGACACCACCAGACCCCUCUUUAUCUGGGGGCCACAGCUGGAAUGAGAUUGCUAAAUAUGGAGAAUAGCUCGGCAUCAGACAAGGUCUUUCAAGCUGUGGAGGGCGCCCUGCAGAAGUUCCCCUUCUCUUAUCAGGGAGCGAGAAUCCUCAGCGGCCAGGAUGAGGGGGCUUUCGGCUGGGUCACGGUCAACUACUUGGAUGAACGCCUGAAACAGGGUUUGGAAACUAGAGGCGCCCUUGAUCUCGGUGGAGCCUCUACCCAGAUUAGCUUUGUUUCCGAUAAUUAUGACGGUUCAGAAUCACCUAGCAACUCGGUGACUUUCCGUCUCUAUGGAAAUGACUACAACCUGUAUACCCACAGCUUCCUGUGUUACGGGAAAGACCAAGCUCUAAGAAUGACGCAAGCACACCAGUCUCAAGCAGGUCUAGCAACAGUAUUAGAUCCUUGUUUCCACCCUGGCUACACCGCGACAAAGAACUACUCGGUCCUCUACGACAGCCCCUGUGUGUCAGACAGGAAACCCAAAGGUGCUCCUGAUACCUUCACUCACAUCGGGAUAGGAGACUUCCUGCAAUGCCAGGCAGCCGUAAAAAGUGUCUUCAACUUUACAUCCUGCAAAUACAGCCGAUGCUCUUUCAAUGGGGUCUUCCAGCCACUUUUGCAGGGGCCAUAUGGGGCUUUCUCAGCUUACUACUUUGUGAUGAACUUCCUAAAUCUGACUGAUACAUCCGUCCCACUGGAAGAUGUCAAAGAAAAGCUAAAACGCUACUGCGCUACCAAUUGGGAUCAGAUAACGCAGCAGCAUCCAGGCGUAAAGUUAAAGUAUCUGGCUGAGUACUGUUUCUCUGGCACGUACAUCCUAACCCUGCUGACGGAAGGUUACAACUUCACCUCAGAGAGCUACUCCGACAUAAAAUUCAUUGAAAAGAUAAAAGGCAGCGAUGCAGGCUGGACGCUGGGCUACAUGUUGAAUCUGACAAAUAUGAUUCCAGCAGAGGCGCCUGACACCCCCCCUCUGCCCCACGUGGGCUACGUCUCAAUAGUUUCCGUCAUUGCAGUGCUUCUAUUCAUCCUCUUCAUCGUCAGCCUGCGUCCUCUCUGGCCCCGCUGCUCCAAACAACCACAGAUUGUAUAAACACGAGGGACGGUGAGAGAGGAAAUGUCUAGAGGGCUUUUGAGUGUGUCCCCGUUGGCUUUUAUGCCAGUUUGGGAAAAGGAUAGUCAACUCUACACUUUCCUGCUUCCCCGGGGAGGUCAAUGGUCAACCCCUGCUGCACGUCAACAGUCCUGCAGCUCAUGUGGAUUCAAGGACAUUUCAGAAGGACAAAUACUUUCUGUACACUUUAUAAAGAGUGCGUUUUGGUUCUCUGGUUAAAGGACAGUUUCUGUGUUUGUGAGUGUGUAUGUUGAAUUUGAAUGGGUGUGCGAGUGUUUGUGAACCCAUCGGUCUGCAUGUGUCUUGAAAUAUGAUGUGAAUAUGAUACUGUAUAAAUAAAAUAUCCCAAAUUUAUAUAAAAUGUUUGAAUAACUUGCAAUUUCUAAACAAAUAUAUAAUCAAUUACAAAAUGUUAAUUUUGCAUGAUUUAUUUAUACUCUAUCCAGAGUGGCUUUAUAAAAAAACUACCAUUACAAAUGAAUGCUUUCGAAUAAAACCCACAAACAAGCAUCUGAUAGUGAAAACAAGAGAAAUAUGAUUUUUGGAAGACAUGGUAUAUCUUUUUGAGAGCUGUUUUGCAAAGAAGCAAGUGCACUGGAUAAUAAAAUACAUGCUCCCUCUC